This is a messenger RNA of Megalops cyprinoides (Indo-Pacific tarpon), 2758 nucleotides long. RefSeq names its product RNA-binding protein 5-like. The coding region runs from base 181 to 2697 and encodes 838 amino acids. The transcript has 25 exons. Gene Ontology annotation, biological process: mRNA splicing, via spliceosome. Gene Ontology annotation, molecular function: RNA binding. Gene Ontology annotation, cellular component: nucleus. The record is from RefSeq and is a predicted model, not a curated record. NCBI's taxonomy places the organism in Eukaryota, Metazoa, Chordata, Actinopteri, Elopiformes, Megalopidae.
UUUGACCAUUGUGCAAGUGAAAUGGCAACGCGUUGACUUGGAAACGUGGAGAAAAGAAGUGACUCCCGUUUUUGUUUUGUAUUUUCGGCACUAAAAAACUAAGCAACAGUUUCCACAUUCAAAGUUCUUAGUCCCGUACUUUAAGACAUAAAGGAGGGUCCACUGUUGAGCUGCUGGACAAUGGGAGCUGAUAAACGAGUAAGUCGCACAGAACGUAGUGGGAGGUAUGGACCGGACCAGAGUCGGGACGACUCAGAGUGGCGAGAGCGACGGGACAGGGACCCAGAGCGCGAGUAUGAGCGGCGCUGGAGUGAUGACAGGCGCGGGGACCGUUACGAUGACCGACGGAGCCGAGACAGUCCCGAGAGAGAGAGGAAGCGGCACAACAGCGACAGGUCUGAAGAUGGCUACCACUCAGAUGGAGAUUACCAAGACCAGGACUACAGGGGAGAGCUCGGGGAGGAGAAGGAGAGCAAGACCAUCAUGCUUAGGGGCCUGUCGCUGCAUGUCACUGAGGAGGAUAUCCGAGCGGCUCUGGACCAGCUGCAGGGACCUCAGCCCGCUGACGUUCGGCUGAUGAAGAAGAGGACAGGUAUAAGCCGAGGGUUCGCCUUCGUGGAGUUUUAUCACUUGCAAGAUGCUACCCGAUGGAUGGAGACCAAUCAGAAACAGCUGGUGAUCCAGGGCAAGAAUGUGGCCAUGCACUACAGCAAUCCCCGCCACAAGUUUGAAGACUGGCUCUGUAACACGUGCGGCCUGUACAAUUUCCGGAGGAGGCUGAAGUGCUUCAGGUGUGGAGCAGCCAAAGUCGAAGGCGAGACCAGCAGCCCAAGUGGAGUGACCCCUGAACCUCAGCAGAGCGGAGAUUACUAUGGCGACACGAUCAUCCUGAGAAACAUCGCACCCAUGUCCACGGUAGAGGCCAUCAUGGCAGCGCUGGCACCCUACGCCAACCUGUCAGCGAGCAACAUCCGUCUGAUCAAGGACAAGCAGACGGGACAGAACCGAGGCUUUGCCUUUGUGCAGCUCUCCUCCCCUCUGGAGGCGUCCCAGCUUCUGACGAUCCUGCAGGGACUGCAGCCCCCUCUGAAACUGGACGGGAAGACCAUUGGCGUGGAUUACGCAAAGAGUGCCAGAAAGGACCUGCUUCUACCGGAUGGGAAUCGCGUCAGUGCCUUCUCAGUGGCCAGCACAGCCAUCGCUGCAGCCCAGUGGUCCUCCAGCCAGCCCCAACAGGGUGUGGCGGGACCUUCUGAGUACAGUUACCUGCAGGAGAGCUAUCCACAGUAUGCACAGUACGGCCAGGAUUUCCAGCCCUAUUACCAGCAGACAGCAGGCAUGGACCCUUCCCUGGGAGCUGGAAUACUGGGAGCUGCCCCUGGUGUGAAGACACUCCCUGUUACUUCUCCAGUUGUGGUGUCUCAGAGCGCUCAGGUCUACCAACCUCACAUCAUCACGCAACCUGCUGCACUGUCACAGCCAGCAGUCCAGCCUGCAGAGGUGGUGGAACCACAGACUACGACAACAACAGCAACAGCAACCGCAACCAUAACCGCCACAGCAACCACCGGGGCACAAGCUUCUGAGAACAAGACCGCAGUUCCUGAUACUUCCACCUAUCAGUACGAUGAAUCCUCUGGGUAUUACUACGACCCGCAGUCUGGGCUCUACUACGACCCGAGCAGCCAGUAUUACUACAACUCCCAGACACAGCAGUACUUGUACUGGGACAGCGAGAAGCAGACAUACAUCCCUGCAGCCAGUACCACCACAGCACAGACCACCACUGCAGCCACCACCAAGGAGCCCAAGGAGAAAAAAGAGAAACCCAAGAGCAAGACAGCACAGCAGAUCGCCAAAGACAUGGAGCGCUGGGCAAAAAGCCUGAACAAGCAGAAGGAGAGCUUCAGGAACUGCUUCCAGGCCCUGGGUCAGGCCAGGGAUGAGGACAAGAAGGAGUCAGCUGCAGCAGAUGCUGGCUUUGCUCUUUUUGAGAAAAAGCAGGGAGGUGGGUUUGAGAAGCAGCAGCUGAUGUCUGAGCUUGCAAAGAGCGGAGAGGAGGAAGCCCCAGUAAACCCAGUAAAGUGUGCCCUGGUGGCAGCCUAUAGUGGGGACAGUGACCCUGAGGAGGCGGAGGCAGAGAGGAAUGAAGAGGGGGCGGACAAGCUGACGGACUGGAAGAAGAUGGCCUGCCUGCUGUGCCGGCGGCAGUUCCCCAACAAGGACGCGCUGCUGCGUCACCAGCAGCUCUCCGAGCUCCACAAGCAAAACCUAGAAAUUCACAGAAGGUCCAAGAUGUCUGAAGCGGAGCUGGAGGACUUGGAGAGGAAAGAGACUGAGAUGAAGUAUAGAGACAGAGCUGCUGAGAGGCGGGAGAAGUACGGUAUUCCAGAACCUCCAGUGCCCAAGAAGAAGAAAUUCUUUGAGCCCCCCAAAACUCUGAAUUACGAGCAGCCCACCAAGGACGGGCUUAACAGUGACAACAUCGGGAACAAGAUGCUACAGGCCAUGGGCUGGAAGGAGGGCAAGGGCCUGGGCCGCAACCAGCAGGGCAUCACGGCGCCCAUCGAGGCUUCAUUAAGGAUGAAGGGAGCGGGCCUGGGUACGAAAGGCAGCUCCUACGAGCUCUCUGCUUCUGACACCUACAAGGACGCCGUGCGCAAGGCCAUGUUCGCACGCUUCACAGAGAUCGAGUGAUCGGGCCUGCCUCCGCCCAUCCUGCUUGGACCCAACGGGAGGCGCUCAGAGAGACUGCCCC